Messenger RNA from Exophiala aquamarina CBS 119918, 624 nucleotides. RefSeq lists its product as uncharacterized. Bases 1 to 624 code for a protein of 207 amino acids. NCBI's taxonomy places the organism in Eukaryota, Fungi, Ascomycota, Eurotiomycetes, Chaetothyriales, Herpotrichiellaceae. The transcript is spliced from 2 exons. The record is from RefSeq and is a predicted model, not a curated record.
AUGGUGUCGAAAGUGGGCUUUAUCGUCUCACCCAAUGGCGAAGACGCCCUUCGAUUUGCCGGCAUCCUCAACGCUAUCCUCGGGAUGAGUCUGAGCUUCAUUGGCUUGCGGGCCGUGUAUAUCGUUCUGGGAACGACAAUCGGAGUAUCCUUGCUAUUCAAUUUCGUGAUGAUACUGGCUCAGGGGCAUGAGACACGCAUCAAGCUCAAGAAUAACCAGCCUGUCCGGCCCAGUCUGUUCGCCCUGGGCACCGAAUUCUUCGGUACAGGAGCCUUGCUCGUCAUGUAUGUCAUCUCGCUCGUGGACACAGUGGAGUUUGAUGGUAGUUGGUGGAAUGGUGGGAUGAUACUCAUCCACGCAUACUCUGGGCUCACCGGAUUGAUUGCUUGUAUUUUGCAUGGCUGCCUGGCGACGAAAAGGACAGCGCAAUAUCUCAACUAUUGCCGAAGCCUCAGCCAGUGCUGCCCUCAUUGCAAACGAGCUUUCGAUGCCAAGCUCCAGAUCCUUGCGAGGGACCCUUCGCCUCUCGCAUUGAGUCCCUGUGAGGCUCACUCCCCAAGAGGUAGCUUCGCUGCCAACACAACCGGAGAGGGGGAGAACGACAACUUGAUCAUGAAAGAAUGA